AUCCACCAAUUUACGUUCCUUAAUAUGAAUAUAUUUUUUAUAGAAAAAAUAUCUUAAAUAGUAAAAGAUGUGCUGAAAAAAGGUAUCAUAAAAAUUGAAUUUUUUUGCCAUGUGAGGUGUCUGCCACUACCUUCAAAAAUAUAGAAGAAUUGUAUUUGAAUGUAGUUGAAAUAUUGAAAUCGUUUUGUUGUCAUUAUUAUAUGGCUCCGAUGUAAUUUUCUUUAAUGCCAUUCUGUCGAUAAAAUUUACAUAUUUUAGGUGUCAAAUUUUGGAAUCAUAAGAGGCGUUUAAUCUCUUAUGAUAAUUUGUAGUUAACAUUUAUUCUGAACACACUAUUCACUAUUACCAGUAACGCGAAUAUCGCCUCGUUUUUUUAAUAAUAAAUAUAGCAGUUUUAAUUAUAAUCUGCAUGAGUAAUAAUAUUGCAAGCGGAUACAGUGACAAUCAGUGGUCUAAUAAAAAGAUAAACACCAUCAUCACAUAGCUGAUUUAAGACACUGCUCGUCCAAUCCACACCACAGGGCGUGGUUUUUUUCAAUACACAGAAGAGUAGUUGCGUUUUCAAAUGUAGAGUUAAGAGUGCGUUGAUUAUUUUGAACCUAAAACGCUCUGUGGGGUCAACCUGAUUAUCUGAAACAAAAAUUUUAAUAGAAUACAGACAUCGAUGUGAGGCGUGAAAUAUAGUGUGUAUAUUAUUUUCAGUUUAAUUGAUAAGGCAUAAGGUGAUACUUGGAUAUGGAGGAGUGCGAUAUUGCACGUAUGUGUUGGGAUUUAAAGGAACUAUUAGAAGAUAUAUGUACAUUUCUUUCUAAUGGAAAUUUGAGAAAGUUGUCACCGAAAGAUCAAAAAUUGGCAGAAUCUUUGAUUAACCGUUCGAAAAAUCAAUUACAGAAAAUUUCCAGGGUACAGCCGCCACCUCAAUCCAAUGAAGAGUAUGUGAUUAUGAACAAACAAGGUAUAGAUAAUGAAAAGGAAUCCGAUGCAGAACCUAGUGACAUUUAUUCUUCGGUGGAUGAUAUCAGUACUAUAAAUCGCUCAGAAUUGGUAUUAGAUGCAAAUAUAUACAAAGAUUUGCCUGCUAAGGAUGCAUGUCCUUCUUUUAAAUCAGGUUGGCUUUCUAUGAAGAAAAAAUUUAUAUUGGGAUUUGAAAAAAUGAAGCGAGUAUAUGGAACUAUACACAACAGCUGGUUAUUGAUAUAUUUCUCUGAAAAAGAUUUAAAACCAACAUAUACAUUUAAUUUAAAGCAUUUCGUAGCUAAAGAAUCAAAUGGAGAGAAGAAUAAUUUCAUGCUUUUAAGUACAAAACCAAAUGACAAUAAAGUGUAUCAUUUCAUGGCUCUUACCCAUAAAGAUAAGUUACAAUGGAUGACAAAAAUCAAUUUAUGUCAAGAUAUGGAAAAAAUUAUGGAGAAUUCUAAUAUAAACUAUCAAGGGAAAUACCCAAAUACAGCUGAAAAUAACUAUAGUGAUAAUGAUUCUGAUGGGAUAUAUGAGAUACUGACAACGACGCACAAACAUCCAGUCAGUCGAGUUGUGAGUGGCACAAAUGAAAUAUUACAUACAUUUCCAAAAUUAAGUAAAUCGCGUCUCAGACCAUCACCAAUCAAUGUCAAAGAUCCUGUGGCGGUUCCACCUCCUUUAGUAAAAUCAAGAUCAGAAACUACAAAUUCUUCAGAAUCGAUGGUUUCAUACCAAGAAAUAUUUACAGUGCCUCUUAGCAUCAAAUCCAACAAUAAUUCUACUAAAAGCUUGGAAGAUUCAUUUUCGGACAACAGUGGGGAUGAAGUGUACGAAACAUUUGUCUGUGCUAAACAAUCUACAAAUAGUUCUAGAAGAAAUUCUUUAGAGGAUCAGAAAAUCCCAAAAGUUCUUAGGAAACCGAAAUGAAAUCUCUCCACAACGAUUUAGUUAAUAUUAAAUGAAAGUCAAUUAUCUUCAUAUUAUGCACAACAUUUUUAUAAAUAGUAGUCAAUAAAUUCAAUAGAUUUUGCAGAUUUUU
Molecule: messenger RNA, 1999 nt
Organism: Diorhabda carinulata
Lineage: Eukaryota; Metazoa; Arthropoda; Insecta; Coleoptera; Chrysomelidae
Exons: 6
Coding region: 736-1887 (383 amino acids)
Source: RefSeq, a predicted model, not a curated record